Messenger RNA from Cyprinodon tularosa, 2290 nucleotides. RefSeq names its product BCL2 associated athanogene 4 (gene bag4). Bases 190 to 1314 code for a protein of 374 amino acids. The transcript has 5 exons. Gene Ontology annotation, cellular component: membrane; nucleus; cytoplasm. Gene Ontology annotation, molecular function: protein-folding chaperone binding; adenyl-nucleotide exchange factor activity. The record is from RefSeq and is a predicted model, not a curated record. Gene Ontology annotation, biological process: protein stabilization. Lineage: Eukaryota; Metazoa; Chordata; Actinopteri; Cyprinodontiformes; Cyprinodontidae.
CUUAGCUCCGCCUGGAUAUAACUGCUUCCUGGCGUCAGUCUCCUGACCCAUACUUCUGAUAAGAAACCACUCCGGUAAUGCCGGGGGAUUAAACAAGUAUCGGUGAACAAGUUUAAGGUUUUUCUCUUUAUAAUGACAGAUGACGGGACGGCUGCCGGGAAACACGCGUAGCUAAUUCCUCCCCAUCAAAUGCAGUCAAAUCUGAAACCUGACUGGCCCGCGACUUCUAACUCGGGAAAUAACCAAGGAAACUUGAACACCGCCAUGGAUGCUUCCCAGUAUCCAGGUUACCCUUCACAUUACUGGUAUCCACAGUCUCAGUCCAUUGGCCACUAUACAAACGCAUAUGGCUCUGGGUCAGAUGUUCAGCCACAGUACAAUCCACAGGUGAUGCCUGGAGGAUAUCCUAAUGGUCAUGGAGUCUACAGUGCUGGACAAAACCAAUAUCCAGCAGGGGGUUUCCAUCCAUCCAACCCGUUCUACUGUGCUGACCCUCCAAGGAGCUCCUACCCAAACCAAGGCUGUCCGGCUGAUCAGAGUGCUGCGCCUCCUGGGCAACCACACACUCAGCAUCAUCAUCAUUAUUCUGGUCCACAAUGUCAAGGGGGUCCUGGAUACCCAUCUGGACCCUACCCACACUACAGUGAAGGUGGACAUGCGGUGCCUCCCAAUCCUCCAUAUCCUACCGGGCAGCCUAUUCAUCAUCCCAGCCCUCAGGGCGAUGCCUGGGGGCACACGGCUCCAUACGCUCCCUCUCAGCAGCAGUGGCACCAAGGGCAGCCGCCCUCACAAAACCACUAUGUCCGCCCUGCACACCCUCCAGCGUGGCCAGGAACAGGAACCGGUGCUCCACCUCCUUAUCAGCCGAAGGAGCAACUGCACCAGCGAAACCCUCAGGUGGAACCUAAACCCAGGCCAGCACCCUCUCCAAAUCCCCCCAACGGAAAACCUGCUGAAAUAAGUUCUCCUCCCCAGAUUUACAGCAAAGCCGGGCGAAGUGAUCCCAAUCCUUCUCAAACUGAUCCCCAACCAGCGGCUGCUCAGGCUGCACCUCAGCCUCUGAGCGGCAACCCCGGGCUAGCUAAGGUCCAGCAGGUCAUGGCCAGGGUUCAGCUGCUUCAGGAAGACGUGGAUGAGUUUGUUGGGAGAAAAACAGACAAGAGUUACCGGUAUCUGGAGGAACUGCUGACCAAAGAGCUGCUGGAGCUGGACUCUGUGGAGACUCAGGGACAGGACAGUGUUCGACAGGCCCGCAAAGAGGCGGUGCAGAGAAUUCAGGCCAUUCUGGACCGGCUGGAGAAGAAGGCCUUCUAAAGUGGACUUUGUCUGCCUGUUGAUCACUUAUUCUUGUUUUUCUUCACUUAGAUCUUCCAUGGAAAAAUUGAGGGUUCAGUCUCCUUCUGCAGAGAUGUAACAAUGUUUCCUUACAAAAUGUCAUAAUUUAGAGAAAAUGACAUAGACCCCAAGUAAAGAUGCAAUUUUGAUCUAAAUAUUAAACCUCCUUUGAGGAGUGGUUUUGCCUACAGCAUAAAACUUGUCCAUCAUAAGUGACUUUCAGCCUCUGUGAGUGACUGAGCUCGCUACGCGUCCCGAUACUCUGGCUCAACACAUCUUUACGUCACGCCCUCACCAACAUGGCGUCCUGCUACACAGCAGCUGUUAAUGUUUAUUAAGUCAUUACACAUUUAGAACAUUGUCUGGAUUUGUGGUCCGAUAUCAUUGGAUCAUUCUUGGAGCAAAACACACCCUUUCUCAGCUGAUAAUCAGAACAUCUGCAUGGUCAUACUGUUGUCCCCUCCUGUGGCGCCGUCUCUGCAGCAGUUGUUGCAGUGGUUCUUUUAAUCUCUCAGCCUUGCAUGCACUGUAGUGUCAGAUAAGCAGUCUCAGCCUAUCACUCAGCCCAUACUGUAGCAGAUUAUUGAAAACCCCCUAAAGAUCGCUGUCCUCAUUACUUUUGCCGUGGCAGUGGAGUCGUACAAUUAAGACCUACAUGUGAAUUCUAUGUAUUUCAUUCUAGAAGCUAAGGAUAAUAAUUACUUUUAAAAGUAGAUUUUUUUCAUACUCUCUUUUAAAGUAAAAAUAUGAAGCUUUAAAUAUUUCAAUCAAGGUUUAUCCUUAAAGGCAGUGUUGAGUACACCAGUAUGCACAAAGGUUAAGUUGGUUUAUUUGUCUAGAGCAGUGAUUCCCAACCGGGGGAACUCGUACCCCUAGUGGUCCGUAAGUGCAUUGCAAGGGGUACAUGAAAAUGUUUAAUUUCUUAGGUAGUAGAAUAAAAUGGAUCUGUGAUCUA